Messenger RNA from Pistacia vera, 1523 nucleotides. RefSeq names its product serine/threonine-protein kinase Aurora-3. Bases 498 to 1334 code for a protein of 278 amino acids. The record is from RefSeq and is a predicted model, not a curated record. Gene Ontology annotation, cellular component: spindle pole centrosome; spindle midzone; spindle microtubule. The transcript is spliced from 7 exons. Gene Ontology annotation, biological process: regulation of cytokinesis; mitotic spindle organization; protein phosphorylation. Lineage: Eukaryota; Viridiplantae; Streptophyta; Magnoliopsida; Sapindales; Anacardiaceae. Gene Ontology annotation, molecular function: protein kinase activity; ATP binding.
CCCUUAUCUUUAUUACAGGAUGACUUAUAUUUAUUUACUCCUUCAUGGUUGUUUCCUUUUUUUAUUAUAAAACUGUAGAUGACUCCUCUAUGCUGCUUCAUUGUUGUCUAAUUUGGCAUUGACUAUAUUCCAAUUCUUAGAACACACUUUGAUUUCACUCUUACCUCUCUCAUCUCCAAAUACACAGUGACGACUGUCUUGAUUAUAGCUCAUGUUGAAUUUUUUACCCUGCUAUUUAUCAUAGGUAUUAUCACAUGGCAUCAGGUUCCUCUCUUUUUUGGCAUAAAAACAUUAAGAAGUGGUUUCUUUUGAUGUUUCCUUGAUAUCAGGUUAAUUGAGUGACUUCCUGGUGUGCUGUUGGUCUUCAACGAGAUAACCAGUUUUGCGGAAUGAAGGGUUAGCUUUUCUCCUCUAAAGGAUGUUAAUGUGGUAAUUUUGUGAAGAAAAACUCUCCCAAAUCCCCGGAUGUCAGAAUUGUCAAUCUAGAACUUCCCAAAAUGAAUUCGGAAACUGAAGCGGGAGAAAAUCCUGGGAGACAAUGGUCCUUGAAAGACUUCGAGAUCGGAAAGCCCCUGGGCAAAGGCAAAUUCGGCAGAGUUUACCUGGCCCGAGAAGUCAAGAGCAAAUACAUAGUGGCAUUGAAGAUAAUAUUCAAAGAACAGAUAGAAAAGUACAGAAUUCAUCAUCAAUUGAGAAGAGAGAUGGAAAUUCAAACGAAUCUACUUCACCCUAAUAUACUGCGCCUCUACGGUUGGUUUCAUGAUGAUGAGCGAAUAUUCAUGAUUCUUGAGUAUGCUUAUGGCGGUGAACUUUAUAGAGAGCUCAGGAAGAAAGGUCAUUUCACUGAAAAGCAAGCUGCUACGUACAUUGCAAGUCUCACACAUGCCUUGGCGUACUGUCAUGAGAAGCAUGUGAUUCACAGGGAUAUUAAGCCAGAAAACUUGUUGCUGGAUCAUGAGGGUCGAUUGAAAAUUGCGGACUUUGGAUGGUCAGUACAGUCAAAAAGCAAGAGAAACACUAUGUGUGGAACAUUGGAUUAUUUAGCACCAGAAAUGGUGGAGAACAAAGCUCAUGAUUAUGCAGUUGAUAACUGGACAUUGGGUAUUCUUUGCUAUGAGUUCCUCUACGGUGCCCCUCCAUUUGAAGCUGAGAGUCAAAAUGACACAUUCAAAAGGAUUGUGAAUGUGGACCUGAUCUUUCCUUCCACUCCUAGUAUCUCAUCAGAAGCCAAAAAUCUCAUCAACCGGCUUCUGGUGAAGGACUCCUCAAAGAGACUCUCUCUUCAGAAGAUUAUGGAGCACCCUUGGAUAAUCAAGAAUGUAGACAAUUUGUAGUAUCUUUUAAGUUCUAAUCUCAUUCUACCUUUAUUGUAUCUUUUAAGUCUUAAUCUCAUUCUACCAGGUAAUGUUGAACUUAUAAUUUGUAAUGCUUGGUAUUAGCAGAGCUUCUGUAUACUGUCAUAAUCUUUGAUUAUUUGUACAAAGGCCAAAUUGCUUUGGUUUUACAAUGUGGAAAUGUAACAU